Messenger RNA from Orycteropus afer afer, 4645 nucleotides. Lineage: Eukaryota; Metazoa; Chordata; Mammalia; Tubulidentata; Orycteropodidae. The record is from RefSeq and is a predicted model, not a curated record.
UAUAAAAUGGGACCUCUGAUUAUAUUCACUGGACUCUGGCUGUUUUCAGCAGUAAAGGCAGACUCAAAAGCCAUUACCACCUCUCUCACUACAAAAUGGGUUACCACCCCAUUGUUGUUAGAAGCCAGUGAAUUUUUAGCAGAAAACAGUCAAGAGAAAUUUUGGAAUUUUGUAGAAGACAGUCAAAAUAUUGGAUCAUCAGAGGAUCACGGUACUGAUUAUUCCUAUUACCAUGCAAUAUUGGAGGCUGCAUUUCGGUUUCUGUCACCUCUACAGCAGAAUUUAUUGAAAUUUUGUCUGUCUCUUCAUUCUUAUUCAGCCACAAUUCAAGCGUUCCAGCAAAUAGCAGCCGAUGAACCUCCACCAGAAGGCUGCAAUUCGUUUUUUUCAGUUCAUGGAGAGAAGACUUGUGAUUUUGAUAAUCUUGAGACUCUUCUACGCACAGCAUCUGAAAGACCCAAACCAUUAUUAUUCAAAGGAGAUCACAGAUACCCCUCAUCUAAUCUGGAAAGUCCAGUGGUAAUUUUCUACUCUGAGAUUGGCCAUAAAGAAUUUUCUGUUUUCCACCAACAACUCAUAUCCAAAAGCAAUGCUGGCAAAAUCAACUAUGUAUUCAGACAUUAUAUAUCUAACCCUGGGAAGAAGCCUGUUUACCUCUCUGGCUAUGGUGUGGAGUUGGCCAUUAAGAGCACUGAGUACAAGGCCAAGGAUGAUACUCAGGUGAAAGGAACUGAAGUAAAUGCCACAGUGAUAGGUGAAAAUGAUCCUAUUGAUGAAGUUCAAGGAUUCUUCUUUGGAAAAUUAAGAGAUCUGCACCCUGACCUGAAGGAACAGUUGAAAGAACUCAGAAAACAUCUUGUAGAGAGCACCAAUGAAAUGGCACCUUUAAAAGUGUGGCAGUUACAAGGUAAUAAAACCCCAGAGAAAUCACUGGCCUUCAUUUUGUAUUUCAAAGGAACUUUAGGAUUACAGCCUGGAGAUUCAGCUUUGUUCAUCAAUGGACUACACAUUGAUUUAGAUACACAGGAUAUAUUUAGUUUAUCUGAUGUAUUGAGGAAUGAAGCACGGGUAAUGGAAGGUCUACAUAGAUUGGGCAUAGGAGGCCUAUCUCUACAUAAUGUUUUGAAACUGAACAUCCAGCCCACUGAGGCUGACUAUGCGGUAGACAUCAGAAGUCCUGCUAUUUCCUGGAUUAACAACCUGGAGAUUGAUAGCAGAUAUGAUUCAUGGCCUUCUAGUCUACAAGAGUUACUCCGACCCACCUUUCCUGGUGUUAUCAGGCAGAUCAGGAAAAACUUGCAUAACAUGGUUUUUAUAUUUGAUCCUGCUCAUGACAUCACAGCAGAAUUGAUUAACACAGCUGAAAUGUUCCUCAGUAAUCAUAUACCACUAAGAAUUGGCUUAAUCUUUGUGGUUAAUGACUCUGAAGAUGUUGAUGGGAUGCAGGAUGCUGGAGUGGCUGUUCUUCGAGCAUAUAAUUAUGUUGCCCAAGACCUGGAUGAUUAUCAUGCCUUCCAAACCCUGAUACAUAUAUAUAACAAGGUAAGAACUGGAGAAAAGGUGAAAAUUGAACAUGUGGUCAGUGUCCUGGAGAAGAAAUAUCCAUAUGUAGAAGUGAAUAGCAUUUUGGGCAUUGAUUCUACUUAUGAUCAAAAUCGAAAGGAAGCAAGAGCCUACUAUGAGCAGACUGGAGUUGGUCCACUGCCUGUGGUUCUCUUCAAUGGGAUGCCAUUGGAGAAGGAACAGCUGGAUCCUGAUGAGUUGGAAACCAUCACAAUGCACAAAAUCUUGGAGAGUACAACCUUCUUCCAAAGAGCGGUGUACUUGGGUGAACUGUCCAGUGAUCAAGAUGUGAUUGAGUAUAUUAUGAAUCAGCCAAAUGUUGUUCCACGAAUCAAUUCUAGAAUUUUGACAGCUGAACGAAAGUACCUGGAUUUAACAUCAACUAAUAACUUCUUUGUGGAUGAUUAUGCUAGAUUUUCUGUCUUGGAUUCUCAAGGCAAGACUGCUGCUAUAGCCAAUAGUAUGAACUAUCUGACAAAGAGAGGAAUGUCUUCCAAGGAAAUAUAUGAUGAUUCUUUUAUUAGGCCAAUAACGUUUUGGAUUGUUGGGGAUUUUGAUAGGCUUUCUGGAAGACAGUUAUUGUAUGAUGCUAUUAAACAUCAGAAGUCCAGUAAUAAUGUGAGAAUAAGCAUAAUAAAUAAUCCAAGUGAAAAUAUAAGUUAUGAGAACACUCAGAUCUCCAGAGCAAUAUGGGCAGCCCUCCAAAUGCAGACCUCCAACUCUGCAAAGAACUUCAUCACCAAAAUGGUCAAGGAGGAGACUGCAGAGGCCCUGGCCAGAGGGGCUGAUAUUGGGGCAUUCUCUGUUGGAGGCAUGGAUUUCAGUCUUUUUAAAGAGGUCUUUGAGUCUUCCAAAAUGGAUUUCAUUUUGUCUCACGCCAUGUACUGCAGGGAUGUUCUGAAACUGAAGAAGGGACAAAGGGCAGUGAUCAGCAAUGGAAGGAUUAUUGGGCCACUAGAGGAUAGUGAACUGUUUAAUCAAGAUGAUUUCCACCUCCUGGAGAACAUCAUACUAAAAACUUCAGGACAGAAAAUAAAAUCUCAUAUUCAACAUCUUCAAAUAGAAGAAGAUGUGGCAAGUGACUUAGUAAUGAAGGUGGAUGCUCUCCUGUCCACUCAACCCAAAGGAGAUGCAAGAAUUGAGCACCAUUUCUUUGAAGAUAGACACAGUGCCAUUAAACUGAGGCCAAAGGAAGGAGAGACGUACUUUGAUGUUGUGGCCAUCAUUGACCCUGUCACCAGAGAAGCACAGAGACUUGCCCCAUUGCUCUUGGUUAUGACUCAACUGAUAAACAUGAAUCUAAGAGUAUUUAUGAACUGCCAAUCUAAACUUUCCGACAUGCCAUUAAAAAGCUUUUACCGCUAUGUCUUAGAACCAGAGAUUUUGUUCACUUCAGAAAAUAGUUUUGCUAAGGGUCCAAUAGCAAAAUUUUUGGAUAUGCCACAGUCUCCUCUCUUUACUCUGAAUUUGAACACACCUGAGAGUUGGAUGGUAGAAUCUGUCAGAACACCCUAUGAUCUUGAUAAUAUUUAUUUAGAAGAGGUAGAUAGCAUAGUGACUGCUGAAUAUGAGCUGGAGUACCUAUUACUAGAAGGUCAUUGCUAUGACAUCACCACAGGCCAACCCCCAAGGGGACUGCAGUUUACCUUAGGAACUUCAGCCAACCCAGUGAUUGUUGAUACCAUUGUUAUGGCUAAUCUGGGCUACUUUCAAUUAAAAGCCAACCCAGGAGCUUGGAUUCUAAGACUCAGGAAGGGGCGCUCUGAAGACAUUUAUAGAAUCUACAGCCAUGAUGGUACAGAUUCUCCUCCUGAUGCUGAUGAAGUUGUUGUUGUCCUCAACAACUUCAAGAGCAAAAUUAUUAAAGUGAAGGUUCAGAAGAAGGCAGACAAGGUGAAUGAAGACUUGCUGAGUGAUGGAACUAAAAAUGAGAAUGAAUCUGGAUUUUGGGAUUCCUUCAAAUGGGGCUUUUCUGGAGGACAUAAGACAGAGGAAGUGAAACAAGAUAAAGAUGACAUAAUUAAUAUUUUCUCCGUUGCAUCUGGUCAUUUGUAUGAAAGAUUUCUUCGUAUAAUGAUGUUAUCGGUACUGAAGAACACCAAGACCCCUGUGAAAUUCUGGUUUUUAAAGAAUUAUUUGUCCCCUACAUUUAAGGAGUUUAUACCUUACAUGGCAAAUGAAUACAAUUUCCAGUAUGAGCUUGUUCAGUACAAGUGGCCCCGGUGGCUCUAUCAGCAGACUGAGAAGCAGCGCAUCAUCUGGGGUUACAAGAUCCUCUUCCUGGAUGUCCUCUUCCCUCUCAUUGUUGACAAAUUCCUUUUUGUGGAUGCUGACCAGAUUGUACGAACAGAUCUGAAAGAGUUAAGAGAUUUCAAUUUGGACGGUGCGCCUUAUGGUUAUACUCCUUUCUGCGAUAGCCGAAGAGAAAUGGAUGGCUACAGGUUCUGGAAGUCAGGGUACUGGGCCAGCCAUUUAGCUGGGCGAAAGUAUCAUAUCAGUGCACUAUAUGUUGUGGAUCUAAAGAAGUUCAGGAAAAUAGCUGCUGGUGACAGACUCAGGGGUCAGUACCAGGGUCUGAGUCAGGAUCCCAACAGCCUUUCAAAUCUUGAUCAGGAUUUACCCAAUAACAUGAUUCAUCAGGUGCCAAUAAAAUCACUCCCGCAAGAAUGGCUUUGGUGUGAGACUUGGUGUGAUGAUGCCUCUAAGCAAAGGGCGAAGACAAUUGAUUUGUGUAAUAAUCCAAUGACCAAAGAGCCCAAACUAGAAGCAGCUAUGCGAAUUGUCCCAGAGUGGCAGGACUAUGACCAAGAAAUCAAACAGUUACAGAUCCGUUUUCAAAAGGAGAAGGAGGCAGGACCACUAUCGAAAGAGACUAAGACAAAAGAGCCAAGCCAAGAAGGGCCUCAGACACAUGAAGAAUUAUGAUCUCCUGAGGAUAGGAAAUUGCGCCAUUUGAAAAACAGUUUUUAUAUUAAAUGCUAGUUUUUUCUGAUCUGUCUGUACAACUGCUGAUGAACUGGUUGGGCAGAUGUGCCACAUCUUUGAUUCUGAGUGUUUGAUUUUGACUUCUGCACACUGGUGG